UGGUGGCGCCGCCUAUAAUGUCCCUCCUUUAUUGUGUCCUCUCAAUGUAGAGCCAGUGGCUACCUUAAUUUUGGCGACUAUGUACAUAAACCAGAGAAUGACGAGCAACAUUCCGCCUGGGUAUCAUGUUGAAGUUGUGGGAGAUGCUAGAUUUGUAGUGCCUUUUAGGUACUCUAACUUGAAGCCAAUCGGUUCUGGAGCUCAGGGCUUCGUUGUAGCAGCCUAUGAUUCAGUACUUAAACAAGAUGUUGCAAUUAAAAAAUUGGCUCGUCCAUUUCAAAAUGUUACACACGCCAAACGUGCCUAUCGUGAAUUUGUUUUAAUGAAAUUGGUGAAUCACAAAAAUAUUAUAUCAUUAUUAAAUGCAUUUACUCCUCAACAAACAUUGCAAGAUUUUCAAGAUGUUUACUUGGUAAUGGAGUUUAUGGAUGCUAAUUUAUGUCAGGUGAUCAACCUUGAUUUAGAUCAUGAAAGAACCUCAUAUCUAUUGUAUCAAGUUUUAUGUGGUGUAAAACACUUACAUGCAGCUGGCAUAAUUCAUCGAGAUUUAAAACCCAGUAAUAUUGUUGUGAAACAUGAUUGUAGUUUGAAAAUUUUGGAUUUCGGUUUAGCUCGUACAGCUGGAGAUAGCUUUUUAAUGACUCCAUAUGUGGUAACUCGUUAUUAUCGUGCACCAGAAGUGAUUUUAGGCAUGGGUUAUUCUGAAAAUGUAGACAUUUGGUCAGUUGGUUGUAUAUUUGCUGAAAUGGUACUAGAAAGAAUUCUAUUCCCCGGUUAUGAUCAUAUUGAUCAAUGGACUAAAAUUACAGAAGAACUAGGAACACCAGGACCAGAAUUUAUGAAUCGUUUAGAAUAUGCUGUUCGUAAUUAUGUCAUGUCACGUCCAAAAAAUGAACCACGUUCAUUCACUGAACUCUUUCCCGAUGAUCGUUUUCCUCCACCUAGCACGUGCAAUAAUCUUGAGAAUCAAUUUAAAUUAAGCACAUAG
Schistosoma turkestanicum is the source of this 988-nucleotide messenger RNA. The record is from the annotation of a GenBank genome assembly. NCBI's taxonomy places the organism in Eukaryota, Metazoa, Platyhelminthes, Trematoda, Strigeidida, Schistosomatidae.